Molecule: messenger RNA, 1893 nt
Organism: Kazachstania africana CBS 2517
Lineage: Eukaryota; Fungi; Ascomycota; Saccharomycetes; Saccharomycetales; Saccharomycetaceae
Gene: GLG1
Product: glycogenin glucosyltransferase GLG1
Exons: 1
Coding region: 1-1893 (630 amino acids)
Cellular component (GO): cytoplasm
Molecular function (GO): glycosyltransferase activity
Source: RefSeq, a predicted model, not a curated record
AUGUCGAAGAAACUGGCCAUUGCCACUUUACUCUAUUCUGGGAGUUACUUGCCUGGUGUUUUCACAUUAGGGUACCAGUUGAGAAAGAUAGUUAGGGAUGCAAGAAUAGAGCUGAUAUUACUCGUUAGCAAGGAAUUGUACGACACUACUCUCAGUGAUUCUGCUAAGGAGCUAUUACACUCUCUAUAUUCUGAUAUCAUUGAAGUGGAACCGUUGAACGAUCAUGACGCUGUCAUUAGAAAUAACGCGGCCAAUUUGAGGUUAUUGAGUAGACCAGAACUAGCAUUCACAUUAGUCAAGACAAGAUUAUGGGAACAGACGCAAUACGAUCAGAUUCUCUAUUUGGAUGCAGAUACGUUACCAUUAAAUGACGAAAUUCUUAAUUUAUUUGAUACAAUGCAUAACCAAACGGAAUUACAAAUUGCUGCUUCGCCGGAUAUCGGUUGGCCAGAUAUGUUUAAUAGUGGUGUAAUGGUACUGGUCCCAAACAUUGCUAUUUUUGAAGCAUUGCAUAUCUUUGCAAUUAGUAAUGUAUCCAUUGAUGGUGCUGAUCAAGGUAUCUUGAACCAAUUUUUCAAUCAAAAUUGCAGGGACACGUCUAAAGACGGACUCGAUUCAAGAAAUUGGGUCGUAUUACCAUUUCUCUAUAAUGUUACUACACCAAAUGAUGGAUAUCAAUCUUCUCCUGCUAUGCAAUUUUUCAAAGAUAAGGUUAAAUUGAUUCAUUUUAUCGGGACACAUAAACCAUGGAAGAAGUGGGUUUAUAGACAUGCAGACGGGAAAGAGUACGUCAAAAGAUGGAAUGGUUUAUAUGAGGAAUUCCAGAAAGAGUAUGGUCUAGUACAGAAGUUCAAUAAUUUAUCCACUGUAGUCGAUCAAAAACAAACACCCGAGGUAGAGUCACGAUCUGAUAACUCUCAGCAUAAUUAUGGAGCUGUGAUAGAAGCUUCAGAGAAGCAAUAUUCAAAUACUACAGCUGAUGAAGAGGAAAUAAUGGAACAAGAAGAAUCAGUACCAGAGUAUAUUGAAACAAUGCCAGAGCAUACUGAAAGAGCGUCGGAGCGUAUUGAAACAAAGCAAUAUGUAGCUCCAGAAACCCCAACAUUUAUACCGUUAGAUUUUAAAGAAUGGUUGACGACAUUUAUCAAUAAAGAAAAUUUCGUGCCAGAGCAAGAGGUACACAAUGAAUAUACAGAACAACAGCCACAAACCGCUCCUGAUGAACAUGUAGCGUUUUUUGAGAAAGUAGAAAAGAUUGAGAAUCCAAUUCCCGUCGAAGAAAAUGAGGAAGAAGAAGAAAUAGAAGAGCAACCGGAAGGUUUUACCGUAGAAGAAACCUGCCUGAACGAUAUUGGCUAUCAAGAACCUCAGGUCUAUGUCGAUGAAAACAACGUAGAGGACCUUGUAACUGAGGAAGCUAUGGAUGAUACCGUAAUUGAAUUGCCAAAUUUCAGAUUUGAUUGGGAAGAUGGUAAUUAUCUAAAAAACGUGGAAAGAAGCUUUCCUGAUGAUAUUUUUGAAUAUGAAAUCGAAGAAGAAAGUGUGAAGGUAGUGGAUAAGGAUGAUGAGCCAAUGAAACAAGAAAUCACAAAGGAAGAAAAGGAAGAUGACGGGGAAAAUAACGGCGACGUAAAAGAACAAGAAGCUAAAAGCACAAAACAGCCUGUCGCAUCAUCUUCACAGCUCUUGCACCCAGUGAUUGUACAGAAGACCGAACCUUCAAAAGCCAAGACUUACUUCCCUAAACGUACAAAUAACGUCUCCUAUGCGGACGUUGAUGAGGACGAGGACGACGGCAAAGACAAUGAAGAAAGGUAUAGCAACUUUACAGUCCCGCUCGAUGAACUACAAGAAUUAGACAGAAUACAACCCUCGCAUAACAGUAAAUACUAG